Messenger RNA from Pungitius pungitius (ninespine stickleback), 3044 nucleotides. RefSeq names its product zinc finger and SCAN domain-containing protein 2-like. Gene Ontology annotation, molecular function: DNA-binding transcription factor activity, RNA polymerase II-specific; RNA polymerase II cis-regulatory region sequence-specific DNA binding. Gene Ontology annotation, biological process: regulation of transcription by RNA polymerase II. Bases 271 to 1527 code for a protein of 418 amino acids. The transcript is spliced from 2 exons. The record is from RefSeq and is a predicted model, not a curated record. Lineage: Eukaryota; Metazoa; Chordata; Actinopteri; Perciformes; Gasterosteidae.
GACUUAGACAACGUACGUAUGCUUUUUAUUCUUUUAAAAAUGUAUCUUGAGAUAUAUACAAUGGCUGUUUUUUAAAAGUUUUUAAUACAAAUUUGCGGUUUGUCACACCAGACAAUUUGUAUUUGUAAUAAAGUCAGCCGAACAUCUUACCGUAAUCGGAAAUUCAAAGAGAGAUGUCAAACUGGCCCUGUCGCAUCAUUAAGGCAUGUUGUUCUGUCAUAGUGAUGCAUAGUAGCAGCUCUGACACAUUAUUCUGUAGACUGUCCGAACAUGGGACCUGUUCAGAAAUACAACAGAAUAAGUUGUGUCUCACAAUGUGGAAGGAGGAGGCGAAGAAGAAGACAUAACUCUUGGUCACGUGACGGGGGUCUAGCAUCUUUUUUUGGUCCAUUUUGGAUGAUAGCAAGAGCUCUCUGCAAACCCACGAAAAUGACCAAACUGCAGUUUCUAAACGUAUUUCUGACUGAGCGUCUCAUGCUUGCUGCGCAGGAGAUCUACAAAUCUGUCGAAGACACGAUUUUGGAGUACCAGGAGGAGAUAGCGAUCAGGGAGCGGGAGAACGACCAUUUGAGACGCAGGCUGCGAGACGCUGGGAUUGAGAUAUGGCCAGAUCGUCCUUCCAUGGCACUGUUAGACGAGGAGGAUGGCGAGCACCCACGACGUGAGUGGAGUCCCAGCAUGGGGCAUGAAGAACGCAUCCCUAUUCAGAUUAAGGAUAAAAGAGAUCUCCGGGCCAACCAAGGAGAUGAUCAGCUUCGUGGCCAUGGCUCGUGCAGCACAUCAGAGACCUUGUUCACCCCCCCACGUGUUGUCAAUGAGUAUCCGCAAGAUGGCCCCCAUACAUCCAACCUCCCGCAGAGUCAAGGCGUGGAGAACAGGGAGAGGGAUCCUGCCUCCCGAGGCUCCUCGAGGCAUGUGAAGGUGGAGAGCGGAGGCCACAGGGGCUCCACUUCUUCCAACAGCGGCGCCCAGCCACUCGCACCAGUCAACCCAAACUGCUCAAAUGAGAACAACAUUGACAUUAACGGGGUGGACAAUGGAGGACAAAUGGUUGGUGUUAAGGGGAAUGGAAGUGGAGCCAACAGAGGACAGGGCUCCCACAUGCGCAACCAAGGAGCCAAUGCUGUGGACUGCCCUCAUCAAAAAUCCCCAUUACAGGGGCACAUGUCUUCCUUUUCCUGCAAGGUCUGUGGCGAGGCGUUCAGUCACGUUGGCCACCUGCACGUACAUGUACAAGUGCACACCCGAGAAAAACCGUAUCGCUGUGGAGUAUGCGGGAAAUGCUGCAGCUCCUCUGGCAGACUCCAGGAGCACCAGCGUAGCCACACAGGGGAAAAACCAUUUCGCUGUCAGAUUUGUGGAAAGGGCUUCACUCAGAUGGCUCACCUGAAGGUACACAUGAGGAUCCAUACUGGGGAGAAGCCGUACAGUUGCCCCGUGUGUGGCAAAUGCUUCAGCCGUUCUGACAAAAUCAAAAGGCAUCUCCAGACCCAUAGCCGGGAGGGGACAUAUUUCGCAGGGCAAUGAUCCGAGUGUGUUGUUCAUCAACCCUGUUUGUGAACCAUAUUGAUGAGGGACAUUUUCUACAAAAGCUCAAAUUGCUGCCAUUUAAAAACAGCUUUUUUUUUCUUCCUACUGUCCAAAAAUGAGGGAUUCUGCAACUCGUGCCAUAGUCCCUUGAUAGAAUUUGUAUUGGCCAGUUUAGUAUGCCAUUUAUUUAAUUUUGUACUUUUCACUGAGUAUUACAUCUCUUAAGACACAAUUUGAGUUAUUAGCUAGCUUUUCUGAAUUAUUAGUCUUUCCGUAGUCAUAUAAUUAGCAUGACAAAAUCUUCCACACAUGCCUUGAAACUGAGAAACUACAUUUAGAAAUGCAACAGUGUUCAACAUGGUCUUAGCUUAUUAGCCGCCUGUCGCUUCACAUCCAUACGUUUACUCUUGAGAAUUAUAUCUGCAUACUUGACAUUUAUCUUCUAAUCGUUAUUUUACGAUUAAGAGUCCGUGCAUGAAGUGAUCUCCAUUUUCUCAUUUAACUAGAGAAUCAAUGGCCUGUGUGUCAUUUGCCAGGAACACUGCCAGUAGUAUUAUUUUUCUUCUGAAGCAAACCAUGAUGACAUUAUGUGCCCAUAAACUGCAAAGCUGGACUGACUUAAAAGUUUCACCCAGCACUUAUCUCCAUCUUUGUCUUUAUUUUUCUUCUGAUGGCUGUUACGUUGUUGCAGAGCUAAAUACUGCCAUGUCACAUAGUCCGUGCUUCAUGUUGUCCAUUAAAAUGUGGUUCAAUCUGUUGUGAGACUGCUCCACUAUUGUGUGAAGUAACGCAAUAUUCUAUUUUUUUACAUUUUUUUGAAUGACUUCAGUAUGAAUGCACUAUGGCAUCUGUAUGAACCGGGCCCUACAGUAUUACAUUAAUAUGUCUUCGGUUCUUCAGGAGUCUGUCUAUAUUUAUGCACACCUCUGUUUCCACUACAACUGUCAUCCACGGGUGAGGUUAUUUUGGAGUGGCCUCGGCGGUGGUGGUGGGUUUUACAGGUCAUUGUUUGAUUAUUGUAGAAUGGGACGGGGUUGACUCCCCAAACAGUUGACCCUACAGUCACCUUUCUCCUCUCAGGACUAAUGCUGCAUUCAUGGCAUGAGGGCAUACCAAAAUGCCUGACCUCAAACUAUUAAAAAAGUCAGAAACUCAGGGUUUGGGAAUUUUCUUGUGGAGUUUGUCCCUGUGUUGCCAUGUCUUUAACAUGACAUUAACAAUCCACAUUUGAAAGUAACAAUUUGCAUCUGAACCUUCUGCAAGAAGAUGAACCACAUAAAAUCCGAGACCUUCAGAACGUGUCCGACACCCGUUGAUGAGCACUAGUGACCCCUCCUUGCUUGAUGAAUGCAGCAUGAGAACAACUCCGGCACGUCCUCACAGAUGACCAGCAGCCCUUCACUCAGUCUUCUCUGGGACACCUUUGCUCCCUCGGCACACACAGACUAAUGUACAGUGUUGUAUCAUUAUGUAUUAAAUGUUAUUUUUUAAUAAAGUAGCAAUUGAGUUGUCCA